AUGGCGUACCGUGGCAAUUACUUCAGCGGGGAGCUGAUUCCCGUGACAGUGGGAUCUGCUAGGGGGGAAGAGCUUCGUCUCUCGGUUCCGAGAGGGACAACAGUUGGGGAAAUGCGCAAUUUUCUCAUUCAAGAAUAUGACUACCCAUCAAAGAUGCAUCUUAUGUACGAAUCAACAAUUGUCCCUGAUGACCACCGCACAGAAGAUUAUCCAGACGGGUCGCUUAUCAUUAUGCUACCUGUAGAUCUAGGGCAGGGUUCCGACGGAAUGCAGCCGCAAGCACCAUGGCCUUCGUACAGAGGAUUACAAUGGCAAGAGCAGCCAUAUGCAUCCCAGUGGUCUCAGCCUAACCACCGUAACCAGCAGACCCAGCAACGGCGCCAACAAGAGCAGCAUCCAUGCAUCCAAACAGACCAGACUCCACAGAUUCGACAUCAGCAGCAACAACAACAACAUGCACGGCAACAUGAGCAGCCUUCAUACGGCCAAGCACCUCAAACUGCGCAUAUGCGGUACCUCCACGAUCAUCACCACCAGCAACAACAAAACUAUCACCAGCAGCACCAACAAUUGCCACAGCAGGAACGGUUUUCGUACAACCAAGCACCUCAACCCACACAUAUGCGGCACCAGCGACAACAACAACAACAGAACCGCCAACAAUAUUCUCAGAAGCCGCAGCAGCCACAACAACACAAUGCCGUGCCGUCACUUCCUCAAUCUAAACCAUAUCAAAAACAAGCAUUUGAAAGACCACUCUCAGCUAAACGGCAAGGACAGCCUAGGAGAAAACAAGAUCGGCUUCACAGCACGGAGCCUCAGCAGGCACCGACAACUACACCAACUCCACCGGUUGAGUUGCAACGCAGCCGACCGUCGUCGAACUCCAGAGCUUCAAGUGGAACGCGAACCCCACGAGGCUGUAACACAGAAGAAAGAUUCAACCGUCAAGGUGAUUCGGUAAGGUCGGCUCCGCGUCCGUCUUCUCCGCCUUUGCGGAGCCCGUACCGCAGCGGUGUUGGUGAUAGUGAUAUCAAUGCCGACUCGAAUGGGACUCCACCCGUUUCUGUUACUCUUUUACAGGGCACAGAUGGUGAUGGGUUGAAAAAUUGCACUCCGCGGGUUGCUUCUGCGUCUGCAACGCCUUUGCAAGCCUCAAUGACCCCUGGAGAGGCCAAUGAUGCAGAAGCGGCCAACGCACCAAGCAGUGCGGCUGGGGGGGAGUCACCUAGUAGCAAGCAAAUAUCUCUCAAGUGUGUGGUUCCUGCUCUCAAAAAGAACAUACCACUGAUGUUGGCCGAGGACGCCACCCUGGAUGACCUGCUGGUGGCGGUGGUAGCUCAAGAUCCGCGCUUGGCGGGCUCCAAGGUUAUCUUUCGCGGAAAGUUGCUGAAAGAGUCGCAUGUCAAGCUCAGCGUAGCCGGAAUUCGACCUGGUGCGCCUCCCUCUUCGGUGAUAUCGACGAAUCCCAACAUGGCUGGUGUGUACACUCUAUUCUUUGCGUCCGGAGAGUUCAGUGACCCUGAGAAGGUUAUGCUCUUGGAGAUCGAGGCGGAUGUAGCAUGCGUUGAGACGGAGGUAGAGCGUGGUGAGCUGACACUCCAGCAGCGUCGCGGGUACUACGAGGAGUUGAUGCGUAUUUUGUUUCGAACAGAUGAUCUGCAGGAACUCGAGGGCGAAUGGCGUGCGAGGCGAAAGGAGGUUGUGCUUAAAGUGACGAGUAUGCAAGAUAGGCUCAGGGUAACUGAAGACGUAUAA
Molecule: messenger RNA, 1758 nt
Organism: Trypanosoma grayi
Lineage: Eukaryota; Euglenozoa; Kinetoplastea; Trypanosomatida; Trypanosomatidae
Exons: 1
Coding region: 1-1758 (585 amino acids)
Source: RefSeq, a predicted model, not a curated record